AUGUUUAGAUCAGAGGAUAUGGCUAGAGAUCUAAGGUGGCAUUUCACUAAUAAGAGCAUCGACGGCAAACUCAGACACCCGGUGGAUUCAGUGACUUGGGAUCAGAUGAACGCCAAAUACCCUUCCUUUGCAUCAGAAGAAAGGAACGUGAGGCUUGGACUUUCCACAUAUGGCUUUAAUCCGUUCAACAUGAAGAACAGUAUGUAUAGCUGCUGGCCUGUUUUGCUUGUCAACUACAACUUACCACCUGAUUUAUGA
This is a messenger RNA of Microthlaspi erraticum, 258 nucleotides long. The record is from the annotation of a GenBank genome assembly. Lineage: Eukaryota; Viridiplantae; Streptophyta; Magnoliopsida; Brassicales; Brassicaceae.